Molecule: messenger RNA, 850 nt
Organism: Homarus americanus (American lobster)
Lineage: Eukaryota; Metazoa; Arthropoda; Malacostraca; Decapoda; Nephropidae
Product: anti-lipopolysaccharide factor-like
Exons: 4
Coding region: 86-574 (162 amino acids)
Source: RefSeq, a predicted model, not a curated record
UCACCGGGACUGGCACUGUGAUGGUCAGUACCCUAUAGAUAGUGCCACGCGUAGUACAUCCUCUCGAUACCAUCCUCGCGUCAGCAUGGUUAUAACAGCAGCUUCAGCGUCACCGUCAGGAAGGUGGUAUCGGUUAGAAGCAUCGGGUAACGUCAGCAAGGCAGCAGCAUCUUCAUCAUCAGGAAGGCGUGGGUCAUCGGCACGCCUCUACCUCCUCCUGCUAGUCUCCGUGGGCGCGGUGCUUCUGCUGGCUCCCACGCCCACAACCGCCAAGACUUUCGACCUUUCGAGUUUUUUAAGUACCGUCAUCUCACAAGUGGCUGAGAAGUCAUUCGCAGAGGGAGAACUGGACCUACUUGAGCACUACUGUUCCUUCCAAGCCAGGCCUCAUAUCUACCAAUGGAAGAUUUAUUACAAGGCUCGUGUCUGGUGCCCUGGUUGGACCCCUAUCGUCGGCAUGUCUCAGCUCCACAGUAGCUCAGUGGCAGCGAGGUUGAAUGCUGCCAAGAACUUCGUCAAGCAAGCACUGGCUGCAGGUCUGGUGACGGAGGAGGAGGCUCUGAACUGGCUCUGAACUUUUGAAUCUCGACAACUACCCACAACUGAACCCUGAAUUUGAACUUUGAUUCUAAACUAGGUGUUCUGAAUCGUGACUGAACUACAACUCACAACAAUGAAAAAACAAUUAAUUUUUAUGUUUUAUCAGUUACAAACCACCUUAAUAAUUACGAUAAACUGUUUAGCCAAAAGGAUAACUAAUAUGAUGAAACUAUUAGAUAAAAUAUAACUACUAGUAAAAUAUAAUGCCUUUCAUUAUAUCAAUAUUAUAAAAGAAUGUUAAUAUGUUGCA